UCAUUGAGAGUCAUCAAGUUUUCAUUGUUGCUAUCUGUCUUGUUUUUCUAGCUUCUUUGUCUAUACAUCCAUACCGAUCACGUGAUGUGUUUCCUCAUUCGAUCGGACGCCGAGAGCUCCUGCAAUUUCUCGAGUCCGCUCUCGAGUACUCGAGAUCACGGAAUGCAUAAGGUCUUAGUACCAAGUCGCUCUGGGGUCCAUCGCUUUGCUUGUUUGGCGCUUUAUCGGGCCCUUCUCCGACAAUGUUCUCCAUCCGCCGCCGGUGAUGCGUCUUGGCGCGGAGAGACCAAAUUUCUCGUCCAGCAAAGGUUCCGAAGAUACAAAGGGCUACAAAGUCCCUCUCAGGUUGCAAAUGCACUGAAAGCAGGAUACGAGGCUGUGGAUCUGCUUGACCGCACGUCAAAAGGAAGCCCGCCGGACUCCCAAAAGCUCACAACGAUACUUUUCCAGGCAAAUUCUUUCAAGGAGCAGUAUGCCGCUGAGCAAAGAAGGAUGGCGGCGUUGAUCCCGCCGAAGCCGCUAUCGCCGAGGCAAUUCCGAAAGGAACAGACUAUACGAUUCGAGCAAGAAACCUCCCGUAAGCACCCAGAUGCUUCGUCGAUUCUGGAUCGCCCGCGACUAUCUUUAAGCGGGAAACGAAAGGUGCCAGUUCUGGUAAAUGCGCGCGGGGUGCCUUUCUUGCGAAUCAAGAAACCUCAGCCAAGGAAUCUGAGUGGUGUCAUACGAAGCAGGCUCGAAAAGCGGUGGAACCGCAUUGUGACCCGCGACAGGCUACAUGUGGAGCUUCUCUUUGCCAAUGAUGAGGAUGCAUGGGAUCGUCUCACGAGAGGCGCAGAACAGCCCACAUGGACCAAGGAGGUCAAGCUUGCUCUGGACAACGUGUAUGAGAAGAUUCGGGAAACAGACAAAAAAAACCGCGAGUUGGCUGAAGGUAUGUGGAACAUCGUGCUUGAAGAGAGAGAAUUGGCCAAGAAAGAAGACGAGCAGAGACAUCUGGAGCAGUUGGCCUUGCAGGAUAAGAGUACUUAACCUCUGUCACUGGUGUUGAUCGUUUGCAAGCCCAUUCCACAUGCACUCAGUGGCCUGCUGUGUAAAUCUCUCAAUGUGCUCUCGGCUUGGGGCUUGAUCGGUUGUUUAUCGGGAUAUAUCCCGGGUUUGUAUAAUAGACAUGUUUCAAUAAUGAUACCCCCAAUUUUACUGAUCGUUCGGACUUGGAGCAUGCCUUUCUGUGAACGAAUGAGAGGGCAGUG
Messenger RNA from Penicillium brasilianum, 1250 nucleotides. The record is from the annotation of a GenBank genome assembly. Lineage: Eukaryota; Fungi; Ascomycota; Eurotiomycetes; Eurotiales; Aspergillaceae.